Messenger RNA from Astyanax mexicanus (Mexican tetra), 8611 nucleotides. It is a transcript of the gene nrcama, whose product is annotated as neuronal cell adhesion molecule a. The coding region runs from base 264 to 4214 and encodes 1316 amino acids. The record is from RefSeq and is a predicted model, not a curated record. Gene Ontology annotation, cellular component: plasma membrane; axon. Gene Ontology annotation, molecular function: cell-cell adhesion mediator activity. The transcript has 32 exons. Lineage: Eukaryota; Metazoa; Chordata; Actinopteri; Characiformes; Acestrorhamphidae. Gene Ontology annotation, biological process: axon guidance; brain development; cell-cell adhesion.
GGAGAGGAGGGGGACACGCAGCGCGCGCUGACAGCCUGCGGGGGGGAACGGAGAGCGCCCACCGGCCGGAGAGCGACCCCGAGACUGAGAAACGCACGCGCAACCUGUUCAGUUUGAUGCAGCGGAGGAGGCUCGAGGCUCGAGAGGACCGCGGCAGGUGAGUUGAGGACGUCCUGUACAUGUGAGUGCUCACUCUGAGUGUGCACAGCAGGGCUACGUUGCGUUGACACGGAGGGGAAGCGUUUCCCUGUGAUACACCCACCAUGAACUGGAAAAGAAAAUCCACACUCUGUGAAGGAGCGGUGAUGAUGCUGCUGCUGAGUCACAUGACCACCGCCUUAGAUGUGCCUCUGGACCCUAAAGUUCUGGAGGGAUUGCCGCAGCCACCCACUAUAACCCACCAAUCCCCCAAGGAUUACAUCAUUGACCCCCGGGAGAACAUUGUCAUCCACUGUGAAGCAAAAGGAAAGCCGCAUCCCAGCUUUUCCUGGACGCGCAACGGCUCUCAUUUUGAUGUGGAGAAAGACCCUAAGGUGUUCACCAAGCCCAACUCAGGCACCCUGGUGAUAGACAUCAGCGAGGAGAAAGCUGAGGCAUAUGAGGGAGUGUAUCAGUGCACAGUGAGGAACGAACACGGAACUGCAGUCUCCAACAACAUUGUUAUACGCCAGUCCAAGUCCCCCUUGUGGUCAAAGGAGAGAAAUGAGCCAGUCACAGUGCAGGUGGGUGUGUCUCUGAUUUUGCACUGCAGACCCCCAAUGGGCCUUCCCCCACCUAUCAUCUUCUGGAUGGACAACAAUUUUCAGCGGCUGCCUCAGAACAGCCGCGUGUCUCAGGCACUUAAUGGAGACCUGUACUUCUCUAAUGUGCUGGUGGAGGACACCAGAAAUGACUACAUCUGCUAUGCUCGAUUUCCUCACACUCAAACCAUCCAGCAGAAGCAGCCCAUAACAGUCAAUGUUCUGGAUGUUGAUGCAAUGAAUGAGACAGUCUUGGCAGCUAUUUUGAAUGACACAGAUAUUUUGGGUGAUCGCCCGGCAGCAGAGCGGACACCCUCCUUCAUGCACCCAACUGGACCCAACAGUACGUCUAUGGUCCUGAGAGGUGAAACUCUGGAGCUGGAGUGCAUUGCAGAUGGUCUACCGACCCCAGAAAUCUCCUGGACUAGAGUGAGUGGGGAUCUGCCAGGUGACAGGUUCUCCUUCCAGAAGUUCCAGAAAAUGCUGAAGAUUAUUGAGGUGACGGAGGCAGAUGCAGGAGACUACCGCUGCCUGGCCAGAAACCGCCUAGGCAGUGCUCAGCACAUCAUCACUGUGGUGGUCAAAGCGGCUCCAUUUUGGAUCAGUGCUCCCCGGAACCUCAUCCUGGCACCCAAAGAGACAGGGAUGCUCAUUUGCCAUGUGGGGGGCAACCCCAAACCCACCAUCACCUGGUCUGUUAACGGUGUUCCCAUAGAGAAUUCACCCAAUGAUCCUAGUCGGAAAGUAGAGGACAACAAAAUCAUCCUGAGUGAUGUGCAGGCUGGGUCUAGUGCCGUCUACCAGUGCAAUGCAUCCAACGAGUUUGGCUACCUGCUAGCCAACGCCUUUGUCAAUGUACUUGCUGAGCCUCCGAGGGUGCUGACGCCUCCAAACAAUUUGUACCAGGUGAUCAGCAAUAGGCAAGCCAUGCUGGAUUGUGCCUCUUUUGGGUCACCUAUUCCGAAGAUCACUUGGUUUAAAGAUGGCCAGACUGCUAUACUAGAUGGGGAUUCCUAUGUUCUGCAUGAGAACGGGUCCUUACAGAUAAACCCAGCACAGCCUCUGAACAGUGGAAAGUACACCUGUGUGGCUACAAAUACCUUGGGCAACAAAGAAAACCAUGUCUUCCUGGAAGUGAAAGAACCCACACGGAUCCUGAAGCAGCCUGAGUAUAAAGUGGUGCAGAGGGGCAGCAGAGCUGUGUUUGAGUGUAAAGUGAAGCAUGAUCCCAGUCUAAUACCUACACUCACCUGGCUCAAGGAUAACGGGGAGCUGCCUGAUGAUGAGCGCUUUGUGGUGGACUCGGACAGUCUGACUAUAAUUGAUGUAGCAGAGGAGGAUGAAGGCACCUACACGUGCAUCAUGAACACCACUCUGGACAAGGACUCAGCCAGUGCCAGGCUCACUGUAGUCGAAGCCACUCCAACUCCACCUAUAGUCUACGAGCGUCCGGACCCUCCAAGAGACCUAGAACUGACUGACCAGCGGGAGCAGAGUGUGCAGCUGACCUGGAUCCCUGGUGAUGAACACAACAGCCCCACUCAGUUGUUUCUGGUCCAGUACGAGGACUCUCUGCAUCAGCCAGGGGUGUGGCACAAUAUGACUGAGGCUCCAGGUACAAGCGCCACGGCCCAGCUGGAUCUCUCCCCGUAUGUGUACUACUCCUUCAGGGUGUUGGCACUCAAUGAUGUGGGCAUGAGUGAACCCAGUACCCCCUCUAGACAGUACCGCACCAACCCCUCUCAGCCUGAUGAUAAUCCAUCAGAUGUUGAAGUAGCUGGAACAGAACCGAACAAUCUGGUGAUAUCAUGGAAGGAGCUAACAGGGCUGCAGUCUAACGGCCCCGGGCUUCAGUAUAAGGUGAGCUGGAGACAGAAGGAGACAGAAGAAGACUGGACCUCUGUCAUUGUGGCUAACGUCUCCCAGUAUGUGGUAACAGGGGCACCCACUUUCAUCCCAUACGAGGUCACCGUGCAGGCCUUUAAUGACUAUGGGCAUGGCCCCAAGCCAGGGGUGGUGUUUGGAUACUCAGGAGAGGACCGACCCAUGGUGGCUCCAGAGAACGUGAAGGUUCUGGUACAGAGCAGCACAAUGGCUGAGGUGCACUGGGAGCCCAUUCCUCCAUCUGCAGUGAGGGGAAGAAUGCUGGGAUAUAAGGUAUCCUACUGGAAAGAGAAGAGUUUGCAGAAGGAAGACUCCAGACCAAAAGAGAAAAAGGAGCUCACUUUCAGUGGAAAUGAGACGGAAGGCCGUCUCCCCGACCUUCACCCCUACAGUCAAUACAGCGUUAAUGUCAGGGCCUUUAAUGGGAAGGGAGAUGGACCUGCCAAUGACGAUCUGAAAUUUGAGACUCCAGAGGGAGUCCCUGGAGCUCCUGCUUUCCUCAGAAUUAUAGAUCUCAAUCUGGAUUCGUUAACGGUGGAGUGGGGUCCUCCUGAGGAUGAAUAUGGCCGUCUUACUGGCUACACCCUCAAAUACCAGCCCAUUAAUAGCACAGAUGAGCUAAAAGAGAUGACCCUUCUAGCUAAUGAGACGAGCAUCAGUCUUGAAAAUCUCAAGUACAGUACACGCUACAUGUUCUACCUUAAUGCCAUGACAAUCAAAGGCUCAGGACCUGUUGUGACGACAGCGAUCACAAUCGUGGAUGAAGCGUUAGUACGGCCCGCAGUAGAGACGGGUAAAGGCACUGAAUCCCCUUCACAUCCAAUAUCCCCCGUUACUCAGUCUGUGCAGCCCCCAUUUUACAAGGCGCGUCCAGUAGGCCCGGUGUUCAGGAACGUGAACUACUCCUUGGAGGAAGACCACGCCAUAAUAAACUGGGAAUACACUGGGGAAGAAAACAAUGUAUAUGUGGAAUAUAUGUUAGACAACAGUAAAGAAGCCUGGAAAAGGGAGGCUGUAAACGGCUCCCGAACAUAUCAGUUAAAGAAUCUAAAGGCGGGCGUGGUCUAUAAGGUGCGCGUGGUGGCCAAUAACCAUGCAGAUCUGACGGUGCACAGCACGGAGGAGCUGCUGAUUACGGUUCCAGCUAUGGCCAGCAGACAGGUGGAUAUAGCCACACAAGGCUGGUUCAUUGGUCUGAUGUGUGCCAUCGCACUGUUGAUCCUGGUCCUCCUCAUCGUCUGCUUCAUCAAGAGGAACAAAGGAGGCAAAUAUCCUGUGAAAGAAAAAGAAGAAGCUCAUCAGGAUCCAGAGAUCCAGCCUAUGAAAGAGGAUGAUGGCACUUUUGGAGAAUACAGUGACACGGAGGACCACAAGCCCCUGAAGGGCAGCCGGACCCCGUCCAACGGCACGGUGAAGAAGGACGAUAGUGACGACAGCCUGGUGGACUACGGCGAGGGAGGCGACGGCCAGUUCAACGAGGAUGGAUCCUUCAUUGGCCAGUACAGCGGGAAGAAGGAGAAGGACACACAGGAAGGCAACGAAAGUUCGGAGGCUCCGUCUCCUGUCAAUGCCAUGAACUCCUUUGUGUAACAGGCCUUGAAAACCUUUGGUCGUGGACCCCCGCCAACAACCCCCAUCUCCUACCCCACCCCGUACAGUCUCGUUACACUUCUUUCAUCUGGAGAGCAGACUUUCCCUACUUCACUGUGACCCUCCUGACAUCACAUGGCCACCAUAAACGAACGAAACCGACAAACAGCAACCCACUCAUAAGCAUCAGACAGAGAGAUAGAGAGAGAAAGAGAGAGAGAGAAAAAGUGAGAGAGCAAAGCAGAUAGAGAGAGAGUGAGGGAAACAGAGAGAAAGCAAUACACACAGGAGGAAUGUACCGUAACCAGCAGACCAGCCCUCCACCUGGUCUCCUCGGCUAGUCAGCGGCGUGAAUGCAGGAGGACCUUAAUGUGAUAACUGCUGUAUUAUCUUUUUGCAAACGUAUAUAUAUAUAUAUAUAUAUAUAGAUAUAUAUAUGAAUAUAUAGAAAUUAUAUACACAUAAAUGAGAAUUCUAUUUUCUGAACAUGGGUUCUUGGGUUUGCAGUCAGUCAGUAGGCCACCAUCUCGCACCGCCUGCCCACCCGCCCCCCUCUUGUGCUAUGCAUUCACUGCAUGGACUGACUCAGUGCUACCACACACCUCACACUCUGUGCUCUGUGAAUCAGUGGGUCAGCGUGAGCUAGCGUUAUAAAAAGCUUUCGGACCAGUGUCUAGUGGACGCUCACGCUUCGCAUCACAGCUGCCUUCUUCAGUUCCCUCGUCGACAGUGUUGAAACCGGUAUUGUACACGCUAAAAAAACGGCACCAAUGUCUUUUGUGGACAUUGUUGUGUUUAACUGUUUUUAUUUGACGUCUUUUGUGCCAGACUGGAGCUGCAGUAUAAAGAUGAACAAACUGGAUAUUUGGGGGUCAAUAUGAUAAAAAAAAUUGUAAAAAAAAAAAAAAAAAAAAAACUCUCGACACACACAUUCACAUUCAAUGUUCAGACUAUUCCACACAUUUACACAUUUAUAGCUGUGUCUGUUUGUUUUUGGGUUCUCUUAAAGUUCUUUUUUUUCUUUGCUCUAACCAUUUUUUCUUUUGUAAAUGUUGCUUCAGUUUGCUGUUGCAAUUGAAUGCAAUUGGAUACUCUCUCUCUCUCUGUUGUUGUGUUUUUCGCUGGUGCACUACUGAAGAAGAAGAAGAAGAAGAAGAAGAAGAAGAAGAAAUGAGAAACGUCAAGAAAGUCACGUCAAGUUGUGUCUCGCUCAUUACUGUCACUGCUGGCUCAACUCAUGGAGAUUGUGGAGCCCCUCAUUGGGCCAAAACACGGCUGCUCAGUGUCUGGUGUCUAUGCAGCCUCCUGCGCUGGUCAGUGGGUGUAAAGCUGGGUGCUCUAAGUGGUCUUUAGCACGGUUCCUCAGUGCCUUGGAAAGGAGACAAGUGUUCCGCGGUCGCUCAUCAACAGCUACGCCCUCCUCAGCCCCACCCUUCCAUUCGUUCAGUUCAGAGAGCAGAGCUCGGUCGUAGCUAGCUCUUGGAUUGAGAAAGGGGGAGGAGCUUUCCGUCAGAGCCCCGGCAUGGACUAACCACCCCGAUCGGCAACUGCUACGCAAGAAGACAUCAUCGCCUGUGCUCCGUCAUUAUGAUUGAAUCAUCCCACGCUGUGGUGGAGGGGCUGUGAUUUAUCCGGUGAAGCAGCUAAAACUACUGCCAAUCUACUUUCGCGGGUAAACUGCCAUAGAUACUGACCAGACAGAAGCGGGCGGUUCUUCACACUGAGGGAAAGAAGGGGGGGAGGGUCAGGGGUGUUUGAGUAAAUAAAGGAAUGUGGAGCUUGCAGUAACCUGUUGUUAGUAAUCUCAGUGUAUGUGAGAAUAGGUAGGAGGGGAGAAACAAAAAAAAGAACACCCUUUUCACAAAACAUAAACAUGUUUUUUAUUGCAUGUUAAUGAGUAUUGCAAGCUGUCGAAGUCGUAGUGCAAUCGGAAGCUCACAAAACACACAGUGCGCAGUGCUACCUUCAUCAGGUGUGGCUGGAGUGUGUGUGUAUAUGUGUGUAUGGAUGUGUUUGAGUGAGAACAUGCAUGUAUAGUUGUACAUGUCUAUGAAUGUGAAUGUAUGUGUGUGUGUGUAUGUUUGUGUGUGUGUGCGUGAGUGAGCAAGCGAAGAGUCUGUAUACAAAUACACAAUGUGUGUGUGUGUGUGUGUGUGUGUGUGUGUGUGUGUGUGUGUGUGUGUGUGUGUACACGGUAGCGACAUGCUUGGAACUCUUGUUGCUUGUUUGGCCUUUUUUUGGCAAGGCCCUAGAAUUCAUGAGAUAGCUCGUCAUAACUUGCAUCAAGUUUUUUUGAGUUUGGAAUCGUCUGCUUUUUAAUGUGUAGAUGUUGCUUUGCUUUGUAAAUAUCCACGCCACCAGUGUUUCAGACACAUGGGAUUUGAUGAGCUACGCUUAUGUGCUGAUCCUAUGCCCAGCUUCGAUCGGAAAACAAACAGCAAAAGGUCUUAGAUCGGAAUAGAAGUGUGACUUCCACCUGCAUGUCAUGAAUUCCAGUCCUGGAGGGCCAAGAGAGGGUCUAAAAGAAUUUGGUGAUUCCAAGCCCUUAGUAGAGUGGAUGGACCACAAUCUUUUACAUUUCAAUGGUUAAUCAAGCGCAAGACAAAUGUUGCAGAUUGCAGAAAUUAUCCCAUUUUUUCCCCAAUUUACAUGGCCAAUUAUCCCCUAUCACUUCAUGAGGAAGGAGAAGUUUAGCACAUGUCUCCUCUGAUACAUGUGAAGUCAGCCACCACCUCUUUUUUUACACUGCUGCUCUUGCAGCAUUGCAGAGUAGCUUCACAGCGUGCUCGGAGGAAAGCGCAGCUCACAGGUACCUUGUGCUGAUCGACAUUACCCUUUGGAGUGAUGUGGGGAGGGAGGGCGCCAUCUACCCACCCAGAGAGAACAAGGCAAAUUGUGCUCUCUCAGGGCUCCGGCAGCUGAUGACGGGCUACAUAAAUGGGAUUCUAACCAGCGAUCUCCUGAUCAUAGUGGCAGGGACCACUUACAUGCUGAUUUUCAAAUGAGUUAGUGAAAAUUAACCCCACCAGAAGGAGGCUGCUUGUUUUAUAUUUAUGUAUAGUAUAUUUUCGCACAAAACCCACAUGUCUUAGUUUGGGCUGUUUUUAACUUUUUUAAUAACAUUCUAUGAAUAUGAGUAUAAAGCAGUAGAAUUGCUUUAAAAUCAAAUCUUUUUAGAAUGAUUAUACUCCUACCUUGUUUGGAUCACCUGGAUUUUUUUUGUUUGGUUCAUGUCAAAAUAGCAGCUGCAGUUUGGACCAAAGAAACCAAAUUUUCCCAGGUCAAAAGAUGUGAAGUGGUCUAAAGCACCGUUUACAGCUUAACCCUGGCCUGGUUCAUUUUUUAGGCUAAUUGCUGGGGGUCGAAGCAUUAUAUUAUCAGCCAUUUAACAAUGGAAGAAGAAAAAGAAUGCUCAAAGCAGUGUGAGUGCAACUGAUUACGAUCUGAUUCUUAUAUCUACUGUAACUGUAGAUUAAUCCGUAUUUAUAAGAAGAAAUAAAAGGAAUGCGUGAGUACACUAUUCCCCUCAUGCUGCAAUGUGAGGCACUAGCAGUGAAGGGAGUUGAAUUCUGCCAGGGAGGCAUAAUUCUGAAAAAACAUACUCCUCAAUAAAUGUAUUUUUAUGUUGUGAAAAAGCCUUUUAAUUGACUUCCAUUAAAAAGUUACAAAGAUUUUUACUUUCUCCUGUAAAGAAGUCCGUUUAGAGAUCCGAGGCUUUUCAUGAUACAAAAGUAAAUUAUUUAACACACAUUGUAAUAAUUGAAAAAAAUAUGAAGUAUGAAGAGAAUUGUUGUUAUAUAUAAAAACUGAACUGGAUUAGAAAGGCAUCCAGGGUUGGAAUUGAAUGGUCUCGGGUGAAAGAGGUGGCUGCUGGCUAGUGAAAUGCAUUGUGUCUGACACUUUAUGAAAUUACACUCCUUUUUUUAAUUGUUUUGUUGCUGUGAACAUUAUUUUUUAGAUCUUUCUGGCCAGGUGUUCACGAGGCCCAGGCCUUCCCCAGUGCAGCUAUCUGGUGAAGCUUGAGUUGGGUGACCGUCUGCCCUCAGUCCUUCUUCAGCAGUUCACUCACUUUUUCAGUUGUCAGAAGAGUAGGAGAAAAUGAAAUAACACCACGCAGCAAACACUGCAGGUCCUCAAAGACUGUGGCUGCAUCAGUGUGUGUGUGUGUGUGUGUGUGUGUGCGUGUGUGUGUGUGCAGAUAGCCUGGGCCACAUGUUUUCGUGACUGAUAAUGAGAUAUGAUAGAAUAUGAUAUUUAACAUUCUGGUCAAUAUUGACGCGCUGUGGAAAAAAGCAUGAAAGGCUGUAAAAUGGUUUACUCUCUAUAAUUGCUAAAUAUUUUGUAUUUUAACUGAAGAAAAUACAUAAAAUAAAAUAAAUGUUGGUUUAAGGAUUUCA